Messenger RNA from Triticum dicoccoides, 2179 nucleotides. RefSeq names its product rop guanine nucleotide exchange factor 3-like. The coding region runs from base 355 to 1788 and encodes 477 amino acids. Gene Ontology annotation, molecular function: guanyl-nucleotide exchange factor activity. The transcript is spliced from 4 exons. The record is from RefSeq and is a predicted model, not a curated record. NCBI's taxonomy places the organism in Eukaryota, Viridiplantae, Streptophyta, Magnoliopsida, Poales, Poaceae.
UUUCUUUAGACAGACACUUCCUUCCCACGACCAAUAAAAUAAGGGAAACAAAUCCCUAAUCCCUCCCUAUGGCAUGACCACUUUCCAUGACCAAGGAAAACAUACCAUCCAUUGCCCACAUUGCCGCUUCUCCCCUCUGUGAUCUGCCAUUGUCGAGAGAGAGAAAAGGGAGACCUGCCAGAGCAGAGAGAAAGCUGAUAGAGGGAACACUUAGAGAGAACACAAGAGCUUUUCUUCCUCCAAUGCAUAUGGCAAGGACAAGCAGAUCAUUGGCUUAGGGAUCAAAUCAGCGGCACAAAAGCAGGUGUAGUACACGAAGGAAGGAAGGAAGGAAGCCAAGAACCAACCGCUGCCAUGGCGGAUAGCAGCAACAGCCCGUCGACCUCGGUGUCCGACGAGAGCUCCGAGGCGGAGGCGCAGUGCUGCUCGUCGUCGUCCACGGCGCCGAGCCUGCACGACACGGUGGACUUCAGCCGCACCGCCUCGGACGUGUCCACCUUCUCGGACCGCAGCGUUGACCACAGCGGGCCCUUCGGGACGGCCGCCGUGUCCAAGCUCAUCGGCGGCCGCGGCUCCCCCGCCGCCGCGCUCAGCCGGCUCAGCAUGAAGCCCCGCGCCGACGUGCUCGACCGCCGCUCCGCCGAGGACGAGCUGGACCUGGUCAAGGAGCGGUUCUCCAAGCUGCUGCUGGGCGAGGACAUGUCCGGCGGCGGCAAGGGCGUCUGCACCGCCGUCGCCAUCUCCAACGCCAUCACCAACCUCUACGCCACGGUCUUCGGGAACUGCCACAAGCUGGAGCCGCUGCCGGCGGGGAAGAAGGCCAUGUGGAGGAGGGAGAUGGACUGCCUCCUCGCCGUCUGCGACUACAUCGUCGAGUUCUACCCCUCCACGCAGCCGCUCUCCGACGGCACCCGCGUCGAGGUCAUGGCCACCAGGCCAAGAUCCGACAUCUACAUCAACCUCCCCGCCCUCGAGAAGCUCGACGCCAUUCUCAUCGAGAUCAUGGACAGCUUCCAGAAGGCGGAGUUCUGGUACGCGGACGCCGGGACGAGGUCGUUCGGGUCGGUGACCUCGUCGUCCUCGCCGUCGUCGUCGUUCCGGCGGUCUACGACGACGGCCCACCGGAACGAGGACAAGUGGUGGGUGCCGGUGCCGUGCGUCCCGGAGGGCGGGCUGUCCGUGAAGGCGCGCAAGGAGCUCCGGCAGAGGCGCGACUGCGCGAACCAGAUCCACAAGGCGGCCGUGGCCAUCAACAGCGGCGUGCUGAGCGACAUGGAGGUGCCGGAGUCGUUCAUGGCGCUGCUCCCGAAGAGCGGCAAGGCGAGCGUGGGGGACGCGGUGUACCGCGCCAUGCACAGCUCCGACAAGUUCUCGCCGGACUACCUCCUGGACUGCGUGGACGUGUCGUCGGAGCACGAGGCGCUGGCGCUGGCCGACCGGGUGGAGGCGGCCAUGUACGUGUGGCGGCGCAAGGCGACGGCGAGCCACGGCGUCGGGAGGUCGGCGCAGUGGAGCCGGGUCAAGGAGCUCGCCGCGGCCGCCGACGACGGCGGCGAGGGCGGCAAGAACGUGGCGCUGGCCGGCAGGGCCGAGAGCCUCCUCCUCUGCAUCAAGCACCGCUUCCCCGGCCUCUCCCAGACCACCCUCGACACCAGCAAGAUCCAGUUCAACAAGGAUGUUGGGCAGGCGAUCCUGGAGAGCUACUCGAGGGUGCUGGAGAGCCUGGCGUUCAACAUCGUGUCGUGGACGGACGAGGUUCUUUUUGCCGACAAGGCUGCCAGGAAAUGAACAGUGAGCGACGGACCAAACCUGACGGACGGAUUCGUCGAGAGAACGAACGAACGAACGCUCUUACAUAAGAGCAAAAUGUACUUACUUUCGAGCCUUGUUCCCAGCUCUCUGUGAUGGGAAACGGCGUAGGUUAGGAUGAUGAUCUCACGGUAACUUUUGUACCGUGAGAUUUCUACUACUGACGUAGUCAAGGAUUUGCAAGGUUUAUAUAUCUUGCAAAGAGAAUAUGCAGAGUUUGUCUGACCAACAGUGUGUGUCCUGUAAGAUAUUUUUUGGCUUUUUCAUCUGAUUUUCAGGUUGUGCCUGACCAACAAAACAGUGUGUGUGUUUUACCCCUUUCUUGCUCAUCGAUCUUGGUAAAGUUAAGGACCAAGUGCGAUGCCUGGUA